UGCCAACGACAGAAAAAGUGAAAAAGUUGACGAGGUGGAUGACGCCAUAAGAAUGUCUUGUAGCUCAAUGUCAAUGGCAGCCAUGUAAAUCCUGAAGAUUAUGAGGUUAUUCCUUAAUCAAGCUUUACCAUAAAUGGCAGAAAGUUUCUUAGGGUAGAGCAGUAGGGGGCCUUUCUACACACACUAGGAUUCUUGUUUGGACUUUGAAGCUAAAAGAAAGAACACGAAGCCUGAGCAUCGUAACAUCGAAGAAUAAUUUUGUUUGAUAUUUCGUAUAUGCUGAAAUUUGGAAACGAUGAUAAAGCUGCAUAAUUUGAAGUAAGCAAGCUUUGCAAUUCAAGAAGAGAGAAAGAGAGCUGCCAGUUAAGUUUGAGAACAUUUGUGGCAGAAAAGUUUCCAGCAAUUGCUUUGGGCCACCAACUACCCAAUAAAAGAAUUGGCUAUUUUUCAAUGCAACCAUCUCAGAAACAAAGAAUUUCACAUGGGAUGCACAGGUUCUCUGACCAGCCAGUGCAAGAGUCAUUGUCCUAUUGCUUGCCCCCCAUCCAGAAUUUUGACCCCAACUCUUUCUCUGACGAUAGCAGCCAUGGAACCCACCCUUCGGCCCUGACUUUUGAGCAGUAUUGUACCCUCGAGUCAUCCUCGGGGACAAGUGGUUACUUUGUUCACAAUUCCCCAUCUACUGUCAGUGUCUCACCUAACGGAAGCCCAGUUUCACAACCAGAUUCUCAGUCAUUCCCAAUAGACCCACAUCAAUCCCCUGACAAUACAUGCAGCUCACCGGUCAGUGGAUCUUGCUUAACAGAUGAUGUUGAUGACCUGAGGCACAAGAUAAGGGAACUAGAAACUGCUAUGUUGGGAACUGAUUUAGAUAUUCUUGACGUAUACUCUAUCACAAACCUUGUUGGACCUAACAAAAACCAAAUUCCAUCAGAAGCAGAGAAGUGGAAACAAUUGAUGGAAAUGAUCUCCAGAGGGGACUUGAAAGAUGUGCUUUGUGCUUGUGCGAAAGCAAUAGCAGAUAAUGAUAUGUUCACAGCUGAAUGGUUGAUGUCGGAGUUACGUCAGAUGGUGUCAGUUUCUGGUGAGCCAGUCCAACGUUUAGGAGCUUACAUGCUGGAAGGGCUUGUUGCAAGGUUGGCCUCUUCAGGAAGUUCUAUCUAUAAAGCCCUUAGAUGCAAAGAGCCUGCCAGCGCUGAGCUUCUCUCAUACAUGCACUUACUCUAUGAAGUCUGCCCAUACUUCAAGUUUGGGUAUAUGUCUGCAAAUGGGGCUAUUGCUGAAGCCAUGAAAGAUGAAAGUCAAGUCCAUAUAAUUGAUUUUCAGAUUGCACAGGGCAGCCAGUGGGUGACCCUAAUCCAGGGUCUUGCUGCAAGGCCUGGAGGGCCUCCACGGAUUCGUAUCACUGGCAUAGAUGAUUCCACAUCAGCUUAUGCCCGGGGAGGGGGACUUGAUAUUGUUGGGAAGAGGUUAUCAAGGCUUGCCGAGUCAUUUAAGGUACCCUUCGAGUUCAACCCUGCUGAAAUUUCUGGCACUGAUGUUCAACUUGAAGACCUUGGAGUUCGACCUGGCGAAGCCAUUGCAGUGAAUUUUGCCUUCACAUUGCACCACGUGCCGGAUGAAAGCGUGGGCAGUCAGAAUCAUCGUGACAGGCUGUUGAGGUUGGUUAAGAGCUUGUCUCCGAAGGUGGUCACUCUUGUUGAGCAAGAAUCCAAUACCAACACUGCUCCAUUCUUCAAUCGUUUCCUUGAAACACUAGACUAUUAUAUGGCUAUUUUUGAAUCUAUUGAUGUGACUCUGCCAAGGGAGCACAGAGAGCGGAUCAACGUUGAGCAGCACUGCCUGGCUCGAGAUAUUGUUAACAUAAUAGCUUGUGAGGGGGUUGAAAGAGUGGAACGCCAUGAGCUUCUUGGAAAAUGGAAAUCCCGGUUUAUGAUGGCUGGGUUUACGCCUUAUCCAUUAAGCUCCCUAGUGAAUGCUACGAUCAAGACCCUGCUGGAGAAGUACUGUGAGAAGUAUACACUUGAAGAGAGAGAUGGAGCACUCUAUUUGGGCUGGUUAAACCGAGUUUUGGUUGCCUCCUGUGCAUGGAGGUGAAACCUUACACUGACUGAUGCCUGUUUCCAGGUCUUUUGGUAACAACCCGAGGUAGAAACUUAUUGUAGUAAUAAAUAAUAACUUGAAGUUUAAUAUCACUACAUCUUUCUUUUUGUAUCAUCUAGCAAUAAAUGAGUUUUUAUCCCA
Corylus avellana is the source of this 2244-nucleotide messenger RNA. Its product is annotated as scarecrow-like protein 21. The record is from RefSeq and is a predicted model, not a curated record. NCBI's taxonomy places the organism in Eukaryota, Viridiplantae, Streptophyta, Magnoliopsida, Fagales, Betulaceae.